Prorocentrum cordatum is the source of this 278-nucleotide messenger RNA. Lineage: Eukaryota; Dinophyceae; Prorocentrales; Prorocentraceae. The record is from the annotation of a GenBank genome assembly.
GGGACUUCCCAGUGGAGGCCGACGAGUUGCUGGUCCAGGCGGGGAUGUGCCCGCGCUUCCUGCUGGGCAGGAUCUACACGUUCGCGCGCGGCGAGCCCGCGAAGGGCAAGCUGCCUCCGCUAGGAGGCGUGCCCGAGUCGGAGAUCGAGGGGCCUCCAGGCGCCCCCAAGGCGGUGGCGCCGUUCUUGGCCGUGUUGCCCGAGCGCCCUGCCUCGCGCGAGGGGCUGGUGUGGUUGAUCCCCGAGAACCCCGACAGUUACUUGACCAAAGGUCUGGAG